Molecule: messenger RNA, 908 nt
Organism: Poecilia latipinna (sailfin molly)
Lineage: Eukaryota; Metazoa; Chordata; Actinopteri; Cyprinodontiformes; Poeciliidae
Product: zinc finger protein 665-like
Exons: 2
Biological process (GO): regulation of transcription by RNA polymerase II
Molecular function (GO): RNA polymerase II cis-regulatory region sequence-specific DNA binding; DNA-binding transcription factor activity
Source: RefSeq, a predicted model, not a curated record
CGGAACUAAAAAUAAUUUCCAGUUUCUUCAGUACAGCCACUGAAGUGAAACACAAAAAAGAUAAAAACAGAGGACACGGGAUACUCUCAGCUUUUCUUUUGUUAGACGGUUGUGUGAAAACGGGUUUGAAGUUUAGCUAAAUAUGUGAGUGUUUUUAAUAAAAAUGUCUUCAGUUCAGCCUCAGAGAGAGUUUAUCAACGAGCAGGAAACUCCUGCUGAAGAAACAUUCACAGAGUUGAAAGAAAUCAACGUCAAGAUCGAAGAAGAGAUGGAGGAUCAGCGCAGACCGCUGGAUUUCACCCGGAUACCGAAGAUCGUCUUACACCGAAUAGAUUUCCAUCAAUGCUGCAUGAGUAAAGAGGAGGAAAACUCCACUUUACAUCAGGAGGGUCCAGAACCUUUGCUGAUGAAACGGGAGCAAGAGGAACCAGAACCUUUGCUGAUGAAACGGGAGCAAGAGGAACCAGAACCUCUGCAGAUGAAACGGGAGCAAGAGGAGCCAGAACCUCAACAGUUCAAAGAGGAAAAUGAGCAACUCUGUAUCAGUCAGGAUAAAGUACCACUUGUGCUGAAACAGGAGACUGAUGACAUGUUGGUGAACAAACAGAAAGGCAAAAUGGCGAUUUCAAAACAAGAAACACUCAAGAAAGCUCACCAAGACCAAAAACUAUAUUCUUGUGAAAUUUGUGACAAAACCUUUUCUCGAAAUACCUUGACAACACGCAUGACAACUCGCAUGGCUAAGAAACCUUUCACAUGUUCAACCUGUGGAAAACAUUACCCUCACAAGAGUACUUUGAUUUAUCACAUGAGAAUUCAUACAGGGGAAAAACCUUUCUCAUGUGGAACCUGUGGAAAAGGUUUCUCUUGUAAAAAAAGUUUAAAUGUUCACAUGAGAAUUCACACUG